Molecule: messenger RNA, 1308 nt
Organism: Diaporthe amygdali
Lineage: Eukaryota; Fungi; Ascomycota; Sordariomycetes; Diaporthales; Diaporthaceae
Product: SOS response-associated protein yoqW
Exons: 3
Coding region: 1-1308 (435 amino acids)
Biological process (GO): DNA damage response
Molecular function (GO): single-stranded DNA binding
Source: RefSeq, a predicted model, not a curated record
AUGUGCGGAAGAUAUGCCCUCGCCCUGCGCCCGUCGCAGGUGCGCCGUAUGCUACAGGACGAUGAUAUGCCAGUAUGGGAUGCUCCUGCUGACGAGGGUGAUGGCGCUCCACGCCAGAGCUACAACUUUGCGCCUGGGUACCACGGCAUCGUGUAUCGCGCGGAUGUGCCCGACUGGGGAGCCGGUCCGCGUCGCGAGGCCAAAUCCAGCAAGGGCGCAAAAGCCGCGGCAGAGGACCCGUCUGCAGAUUCAGAGACCGCAACUCAUGAUGAACCUGCUGAGAUAGAGGCCGAUGGCAACGGGGAAAGCGGCGAGACGCACUAUAAGCUCCAGUCGAUGAAGUGGGGCCUUAUCCCCUUCUGGACGAAGCGGAACCCAGACUAUGGGGCGAUGAUGAAGACGAUCAAUUGCCGAGAUGACUCCCUUGCCCAAUCAGGUGGAAUGUGGAGCUCUAUGAAGGGCCGUAAGAGGUGUAUCGUCGUGGCGCAGGGGUUCUACGAAUGGCUGAAGAAUGGCAAGGACAAGAUGCCGCACUUUGUGAAGCGCAAAGACGGGCGUCUGAUGUGCUUUGCUGGGCUUUGGGACUGCGUACAGUAUGAUGAAGGUGGUCUGACCGGUGUAGAUGACGACCAAAAACACUACACUUACACUAUCAUCACGACCGACUCGAAUAAACAGCUCAAAUUCCUUCAUGACCGCAUGCCUGUCAUCCUAGAUCCCGCCUCGGACAAGAUGAAGACUUGGCUCGAUCCUCAACGUUUCGAGUGGUCGAAAGGUCUGCAGGACUGUCUCAAACCAUUCGACGGUGAGUUGGAAUGCUACCCUGUGAGUAAGGAGGUGGGUAAAGUUGGGAAUAAUUCUCCCACGUUCAUCAUCCCUAUCGCGAGCAAGGAGAAUAAGAGCAAUAUCGCCAACUUCUUCGCCAAUGCCAAGGCGAAGAAGGAGGCACCCCAGGCCGAUGUGGAGGUCAAGAAGGAGGAAGAAGGCAAGGAGGAGACUAGUGAGACAAAGACAGUAGAGGAUCUCGCUGAGACGGUGAAUGAUGGCGGAAUGGGCAUCUCAGCUUCCCCAGGAACGAAGAGGAAAGCAGACCCAGGUUCAGAAGAUGAGCAAGGUCCUCCGUCCAAAAAGGCGCCUAUUUCUACGUCUCCAGCAAAGGUCACAACGUCUCCCUCUCCUUCUCCGAGCAAGGCGGCCCAGAAGAGCACCAGAGUCAUCAGUGCGACGAGCAAUGGCACCAAGAGUCCUGCUAAAGCAAAGUCGAGUGGGACGCAGAAGAUCACGAAGUUCUUUGGUAACAGUGCUUGA